AUGACGCCUGCACCAAGCAGAGCCAAAGUUUAUGCAGAUGUGAGUUUUUCGUCUUUAAAAGGGCAUUUUUACUUAGCAACGCAGAAUCAAUGGUAACUUUGCAAUUGAGAAAUAUGGCUCUGGUAGUAAUAACUUUUCAAGUCAUGUUUCAUAAAAGUUUAAGUAGGAUUUACGAGACCUAUUUGAGAUUUUGAUGGUGUUUUCAAUUUAGAAAUUUUUCUGAUAAAAUUGUAUUUAACUUCUCAAAACUUGUACUAAAGUUUACGUUGUGUGAUUAUUGCAGCUUUCCAGUUUUAUCUUAAAAUUGCCAUUUUUAUUGAUAAUUCCUUGCGUUGGAAUAUCGCACUUCAUUAGCACAGCACGCACUGUUAUGUUUUACUGUUUGCCAAUUUUGUAUCAAUAGAAAUUGAAAAACAUGUGAACAACGUUUACUUUAUCAUAAAUAUUUCAGGAAUCUUUUUAAAAAAUAGAUUGUUUUUAUAGUAACGCUUAUCAGCAAUACCCCAAAAAAAUCAAUAAAACUCAUCUGAUAAAAAUCUUUACAGGUAAAUCCAAGUAAACCUCGCGAAUAUUGGGAUUAUGAAGCACACAUUAUUGAUUGGGGUCAAAUUGAUGAUUAUCAAUUGGUCCGAAAACUUGGCCGUGGAAAAUACUCGGAAGUUUUUGAGGGGGUAAAAAUGAGUACUGAUGAGAAAGUCGUUGUAAAAAUUUUGAAGGUUUGUUUUGUCGAAAAAAAAUAGUGAAAAAAGUCAAUUUAUAUAUUUUUAGCCAGUAAAAAAGAAGAAGAUCAAGAGAGAAAUCAAAAUUUUGGAAAAUUUGAAAGGAGGAACAAACAUCAUAACGCUCCUGGACGUUGUAAAAGAUCCGAUUUCGAGAACCCCAGCUUUGAUUUUCGAGUGAGUUGAUUUUUAAUGAAUUUCGAAAAAAAACUUUAUUGUUCCAGACAUGUCAACAACUCUGACUUCAAACAAUUGUAUCAAACUUUGAGCGAUUAUGAUAUCCGAUACUACUUAUACGAGCUUUUGAAGGUUAGUUUUUCAUACAGUUCGGGUUUUUUUUAGAAGAGAAGUUGAAUUAUUUUUACAGGCUCUCGAUUAUUGCCAUUCUCAAGGAAUCAUGCAUAGAGAUGUUAAACCACACAAUGUGAUGAUUGAUGCUGAAAAAAGAGAAGUAAUUAUAUAUUUAUGACUUUGAAUCUCACUUACAAUUUUUUAGCUUCGGUUGAUUGAUUGGGGAUUGGCUGAAUUUUAUCAUCCAAGACAAGAUUACAAUGUUAGAGUUGCUUCGAGAUAUUUCAAGGUUUGUUUUGAAAUCCAUCAAAUUUUCAUACAAUACAAUUAUUUAGGGUCCUGAACUACUGGUCGACUAUCAAUGUUAUGAUUAUUCUCUAGAUAUGUGGAGUUUGGGUUGCAUGUUGGCUAGUAUGAUUUUCCGUAAAGAACCAUUUUUCCAUGGUCACGAUAAUUAUGAUCAAGUAAGUUUUCUAUACUGUAAUUUGGAAUUUUUGAAAAUUCCCCAAAACUAUUUUUAAACUUAUCUGGAAAUCAAAUAAUUUUUUGUCUUUCAGCUUGUUCGAAUUGUAAAAGUGUUGGGUACAGAUGAACUGUAUGAAUAUAUCCAAAAAUAUCACAUCGAUCUCGAUCCUCGUUUCAAUGACAUUCUCGGUCGUCAUUCUCGCAAACGUUGGGAACGUUUUAUUCAUGCCGAAAAUCAACACUUGGUCACCAGCGAAGCUCUUGAUUUCCUCGAUAAACUUUUACGUUAUGAUCAUGCAGAGAGAUUGACAGCUCGCGAAGCAAUGGGUCAUGAAUAUUUCCGACCAGUUGUUGAGGCACAUGCAAGAAAUGCCGCAACAAAUGGAAUUGGUUCUGAAAUCGCCGAUGAUAUCACUAACAAAUCGGUCAAUGAAAGCACAUUCGCCUAA
Molecule: messenger RNA, 1924 nt
Organism: Caenorhabditis angaria
Lineage: Eukaryota; Metazoa; Nematoda; Chromadorea; Rhabditida; Rhabditidae
Source: the annotation of a GenBank genome assembly